AUCUACGUCAGACAAUGCCCCUGGCAAACGCUUAGCGCACAAUUAUGAGCCUACGACUUCAGCUGAAGACUUUGAAUCCAAUCGUGUCGGAUAUGGCAACAGGAGGACUGCGUUCGAACCGAUCGAAGGACGAUCGGGUCCCGCUGCUUGGCGAUCGGCGAUAUCUCAGGCGGAGUCAUGACGAAAUUGAGACAACGCAUUCAGUGCAAGGAUCAGCAGAAACCGAAGAAUCUGGUGAUGCGGGGACCAGCCAGCGUCACGCAUCGGGGCUUCGCUACCGACGUACAAUGUCAUGGAAAGAUACGACGGACGUCGACACUGCCCCAGAAGAAAUAGGAACUACAAAGCUUCUCUCUGCCAAAUAUGAGAGUCUUGACUAUGACGAAGCUGAGAACUGGCUGUAUAUCAAGGAAGAGAGCAAACUAGGAGCAAGGAGGGUGGGUCAUGCCAGAAAAGGGCUGGCGCGCUGGGUCAUCAUGUUCCUGAUUGGUACCCUGACUGCAAUGGUAGCUGCCACCAUUGAUAUCCUGAUCAGUCUCCUGGCUGGAUGGAAGUACGGCGUUGUCUCGGCUUAUCUGGUGACCCACAUAGACGGUACAAACAUCUUGGUUCCGUUCAUCAUAUGGCUGGGCAUUGAUGUCCUAUUUGUAUCCAUUGCAGCCGUCAUGGUCGCCUAUGGAGAGCCUGUUGCAGCUGGAAGUGGCAUACCGCAGAUCAAGUGUUAUCUGAAUGGCGUCAAGGUACCGCACGUUGUCCGGAUACGAACACUAAUCUGUAAAAUGUUUGGUGUGACGUUCGCCGUAGCGGGAGGACUGUCUGUAGGAAAGGAAGGCCCAAUGAUUCAUUCUGGUUCCGUCAUAGCAGCUGGCGUAUCUCAGGGAAGGUCAACAACAUUCAAAAGGGAUUUCAAGGUAUUUAGGUACUUCCGUUCAGACCACGAGAAGCGAGAUUUUGUCUCGGGUGGUGCUGCGGCUGGUGUGGCAGCGGCCUUCGGUGCUCCGGUGGGUGGAGUCUUGUUUGCCCUGGAGGAGGGGGCUAGCUUCUGGAACCAGUCGUUGACCUGGAGGAUUUUCUUCGCCUCCAUGAUUUCAACAUUUACCCUCAAUGUUCUUCUAAGUUUCUGGCAGGGAAAGCCCUGGAAUCUCUCCAAUCCUGGCCUCAUCAAUUUUGGUCCUUUUGAGGGUUUAAUGUACUUCAGCUAUGAAAUCCCAGUGUUUCUUCUGAUGGGAGUUUUGGGCGGGUUAUUCGGUGCAAUAUUUAAUUCAAUCAACUAUAGGUUGUCAAUCUUCAGACUAAAAUAUGUUUACUCUCGGUACUCGUGUGUGAUAGAAGCCAUGAUUGUUGCCUUGGUAACGGUCACGAUAUCCUUCCUGUGUAUUUACUUGAGCGAUGACUGCCGGCCCAUCACCAGGGACAUGAAGAACUCGUUACAGAUGUUUUGCAACGAUGGCGAGUACAGUUCCUCGGCUUCCUUGUUCUUCAACACACCGGAAGAGUCGGUCAAGAGUCUGUUUCACGACAUGCAAGGUUCCUACAGCGUAACCACCCUGACUGUCUUCUGCAUUUGUUACUUCCUCCUCGCGUGUUGGACCUACGGACUGAGCGUGCCCAGCGGUCUCUUCAUUCCAUCCCUGUUGACCGGCGCAGCCUGGGGCCGGCUGAUCGGCACCGCUAUGCCCUAUAUCUUCCCUGAAGCUACAUUGUCCUCGCCAGGAAUAUACGCAUUUUUUGGGGCAGCAGCUCAACUUGGCGGCAUUGUACGCAUGACCAUCAGCCUAACAGUCAUCCUCAUGGAGGCAACCAGCAACAUCACCCUAGGCUUACCCCUCAUGCUCAUCAUGGUCCUAGCCAAGUGGGUCGGCGACAUCUUCAACCACGGCUUGUAUGACAUCCACAUUGAGCUGCAGAGCGUGCCGCUGCUGAACUGGGACCCCCCGCCAAUGAGUACAACCAUACGAGCCAUGGAGGUAAUGGCUCACCCAGUAACUACCUUCAACAUGGUGGAAAGAGUCGGUCGCAUACUUGAAGUCUUGAAAGACCCCAGAGUGAAUCACAAUGGUUUCCCUGUCGUGGACUCAUACGUUCCCAAUGGCCUGACGUUUGGCAUCUUCAGGGGAACAAUCCUUAGGUCGCAGUUAAUCGUUCUACUGAAGAAUAAGGUUUUCAGCGUCUGGCCCAACCUGUACGAUCCCCACGUCCCUGUAGGCAUUGAGGACUUCCGAGAUGAUUACCCGCGCUACCCAGACAUCAACAAGCUGGAGAUAUCGGAACUGGAGAAAGACUGCAUGAUUGACUUGAGACAGUUCAUGAAUCCGUCGCCGUACACAGUAUCCAAGGAGGCUUCCCUUCCCAGGAUUUUCCGUCUAUUUAGAGCUCUAGGUCUUCGCCAUUUAGUUGUGAUUGACGAUUCCAAUCGCGUCAUUGGAAUUGUUACCCGCAAGGACCUAGCCAGGUACAGAUUCUGCACCAAGAACGGCAAAGUGGGAAUCGAGGAGUUACAUAUAUCCUACACUUAGUAUGGUGCCGGCAUUCUAGGCCAAGACAAUCUUGGUUGCAUGCUGCAUGUGAAUCUCUAGUUUCGAGCUAUUGUCUAGAUCUUCACACCCAUUACGACUGCGUGGAAACAAUGAUAGAUGAAGCCGUAAGCGCUGGAAACCCGUUUCGGACACAGCUUUACAAACACCAAGGCAGAGCUAUCUAUGGGAUGUCAAGGGUCAAAUGAACAGCGCCCUCACCAACCAAAUGGCCGUAACUGCAAAACUGAUUUGGUUUCUAUUCCCACGCACUUCUUCCCACUAUAUUUUUAUGCGCAUA
Messenger RNA from Patiria miniata (bat star), 2814 nucleotides. It is a transcript of the gene clcn7, whose product is annotated as H(+)/Cl(-) exchange transporter 7-like. Gene Ontology annotation, cellular component: lysosomal membrane; intracellular membrane-bounded organelle. Gene Ontology annotation, molecular function: voltage-gated chloride channel activity. The record is from RefSeq and is a predicted model, not a curated record. The transcript has 22 exons. Bases 45 to 2516 code for a protein of 823 amino acids. Lineage: Eukaryota; Metazoa; Echinodermata; Asteroidea; Valvatida; Asterinidae. Gene Ontology annotation, biological process: transmembrane transport; chloride transport.